AUGGCCGUCCCAAAACGACGGACCAGCCUCUUCUUGGUUUGCCUUGUAUUUUUCGGCUCCAAUUGUCAGACAGCUCCAGCGGUUGUAGGAGGAGGACAAGGAUGGAAGCUCGGUAAUGGCCUCAAAUAUCAGCUGACUACUACCAUUCUUUCACGUGAGUCAGGAAUUGGUACUAAGGAUGUCGGGUUUAUGUUUUCUGGGAAUUUGAUAGUAAAUGCGAUAUGGCAAGACCCAAAUGAUCAAGAUAAUUGUUUACUGGCUAUUGAGUUAUCGGAGCCCCAAUUGUGGAUAAAGUCUCGCAAAGCGCCAGAACCAGAAGGAUUUGUCGAGCACAAAUCAAAACUUGAUGACGUGUCCCUAAAACCAAUCUACGCUCUUUGGAAGCACGGAGUCAUCAAAAAAUUGUACGCCGGACAGGAUGAAACUCGUUCUUCGUUGAACCUGAAGCGAGGAUUGGCGAGUCUGCUCCAGUACCGGGUCCUGGACGGAGAUUACUUGGAGCAAGACGCUUCAGGAAAGUGCAAUGUAACUUACGAGUCAACGGGCCCGAACUCGGUCAGAAAAACCAAGAAAUUUUGCGAGCAGGAUCUGAACGUCAAGAAAGAACACCCCAGCCCUAUCAUGGGGGUGGACGUUCUGAGCUCAAGAGUCGCGGAUUACAAGUUCAAUUCCGCGGUCCUGCCGAUCGCCGUUGAAGAGUUCGAGCAACAUGAGGUCACGCUGAGAGUCAAGCCUGAAAUUGGAGCCACUGUGACUUCGCAGAGAAUUCUCAAAGAAGUUCCGGGGAACAACGUGGUCAAGAAGGUUAAUGCUGCUAGUGUUAAGGAAGCGAUGGCUCAUUUGCAACCAGGGUUCAGGGAGGUUCCAAUUGGGUUGGAAUUGGAGGCUGUUUCGUGUCCUGAAUCUGGAUGCGUCACUCUGGAGAAACUGAUUGAAGAGAACCGCGAGGCCUUAGAAACUUCAUCCCUUGGAACCGCAAAAUCCGCAGCAGCCUUCCUAAAACUGAUCCCUUUGGUCCGCGAAUCCACCGCCGAAGACUUAGUAAAGAUCCUGAAGAGUCCCAAGUACUUCACCCUAAAACCUCAGCUUCUAGAUCUCCUGGGUUCAGCAUCCACCCCGGCAACUCACCAAGCAGCAAUGAAGGUCCUGCGGUCCGACGACUCUGGCGAGGAAACCGAGCGAUAUCUUUGGGCGCUCUCAGUGUCUCCUCACCCUUACCCAGACAUCAUCAAGGCCGUGCUCAAGAAAUCCGAGGAGACUCUCCAAAACGACAAAGUCUCUGAAACUUACGCUCUCACCGCCGGAGCAAUGGCCCGCCAGCUCAAUGACCCUAUCAUCACCGAAUCAGUUCGCAUAAGCUUAGAAGUAGGUUUGGACACUUGCAACAGCGACGAGUGUCGUCAAAAGUUCCUCCGAGCGCUCAGAAAUCUCCAGAGCAAGGGUUCUAUUCCAGUUCUUCUAGACCUGGCUGUCAACGGAACCAAGUCCACUAGCAUUGCAGCCUGGCUGGCCAUCAAAUCCCUUGGAACCAUCACCAGUGAGGUAAAAAUUGCCGCUACAAGAGCCUUUUACCAAAUCGGCCCCAAAAGAGAUAGUAGCGUUCGCACAAUCGCUGCUGAUGUCCUUCUGGAGAACGAUCCAGCUAUUGAAGAACUUCGUGGGUUCCUGGAGUACUUAAGUCUCCAGGAUCCGAUGUUCGAAGUCCGGAGGUACCUCAGCCUGCGGCUGGACCAGUUGGCAGAGAAGAGUCCAGAGUUCAACGACAAGCUCCAAGCAGCUCUGGCCUUGGAAGCCUGGAGGCUCAAGAACUACAACGUCCUGGCACACAAAGGACUGAGUACUGCGUUCACAAGGCCAUUUUUGAAGUCUUCCGCCAGCAAUGGGUCGCUAGUAACCGUCCAGGAGGUCAAUUCUGGACUCCUGAAGCGUGGAAUCGUUGAUGUUGUCAUGCAAACUGCAACCGAUGAACAAGCUUUGUUUUCCCUGGGGUUGUUCGCCGGCGGGCUUGGUUCCUUUAUUUCUUCCAAUGAUGAGUCGGAGGAGUACGAACUGGCGACUGCUGGAAUGGAACUGGACUUCCUUGGAGUGGGAAUCAGGCCCUUUGUGUUCUUCACAGGACAAAGCGAAUUAAUGGGCCACGUAUGGUCCGGAACUGCCUCAGACAGGACUCCAGCAUUCCAAGCCAUUGCUAACUUGCACAGGCACCGCGAGAUGGCAGCUCUAGCUUCGGGGUUCGUAGCGGAGAUUGAGAUAGAGGGAGCAGUGAGCUUUGACCUAGCGGGACAGAUUCAACUCAGUUUGUGGUCCAGAACCGCACAAUCGUUGGUAGAAAUGGUCGCUGGAAUCGCUGUUAGAGGCGGUUCCAAGGUCAGGAGUGAGUUCGUACAGAGUUCCGCGGAAUUCGCGGUUACUGUGGAACCCAAAUUGGAACUUUCUACGGAUGUUGACUUUUCCGGACCGGUUAGUUUGUGUAUGAGACUGAUGCAGCCUGAAACUGCGGUCAAGCACCAGGUUUAUAAGAUUGAGAGGAUACCUGGGAGCAGGCAUAAGUUGAGGAAGACCAAGAGGAGUGUUGUGCCAUCACCAGCGAGGUCUUAUUUACUUAAUAGGAAGAACAAUGAAAUGUGCUCAAAGGUGUUUAGUUAG
Molecule: messenger RNA, 2646 nt
Organism: Cotesia congregata
Lineage: Eukaryota; Metazoa; Arthropoda; Insecta; Hymenoptera; Braconidae
Source: the annotation of a GenBank genome assembly